AUGAGCUCCAGCGAAGAAGUCAGCUGGAUCACGUGGUUCUGCGGACUGCGCGGCAAUGAAUUCUUUUGCGAGGUAGACGAGGAAUACAUCCAGGACCGCUUCAACCUCACCGGCCUCAACGAGCAGGUGCCCAAAUACCGCCAGGCGCUCGACAUGAUCCUCGACCUCGAACCGGAGGAUGAUAUGGAGGACAACCCGACGAACUCGGACCUCGUCGAGCAGGCCGCCGAGAUGCUGUACGGCCUGAUACACGCCCGCUAUAUUCUCACCAAUCGUGGCAUUAGUCAGAUGGUCGACAAAUGGCGCGACCACGACUUCGGGACGUGCCCGCGCGUCUACUGCGAGAACCAGGCGAUGCUCCCGAUCGGGCUGUCCGACGUGCCCGGCGAGUCGAUGGUCAAGCUCUACUGCCCGCGCUGCUGCGACGUCUACGUGCCCAAGUCCAGCAAGCACCAGCAUACUGAUGGCUCGUACUUUGGCACCGGAUUCCCGCACAUGCUGUUCUUCGUCCACCCGGAGCUGCGCCCCAGGCGACCCACCAACUCGUUCGUGCCCAGGCUGUACGGCUUCAAGAUCCACCCGCUCGCCUACAACCUCCAGUACCAGCAGGCCCCAAAUGGCGGUCUGCCGCUGCCGAACGCGCAGCCGGGGGACGUGGCGGCGUCGCGUCAGCAGCAGCCGAACGUCUACGCGGCGCAGCAUGGAGACGAGCCGCUGGGAGCUGUCCGCGUCGGUGGCGCUGCUUUCCUGGAGCGCUUUCGCGCUGUGGCUGGUACUCUACAAGCUUUGACC
This is a messenger RNA of Mesorhabditis spiculigera, 792 nucleotides long. The record is from the annotation of a GenBank genome assembly. NCBI's taxonomy places the organism in Eukaryota, Metazoa, Nematoda, Chromadorea, Rhabditida, Rhabditidae.